This is a messenger RNA of Beauveria bassiana ARSEF 2860, 1662 nucleotides long. Its product is annotated as phosphoglucose isomerase. Gene Ontology annotation, biological process: gluconeogenesis; glucose 6-phosphate metabolic process; glycolytic process. Gene Ontology annotation, cellular component: cytosol. Lineage: Eukaryota; Fungi; Ascomycota; Sordariomycetes; Hypocreales; Cordycipitaceae. The record is from RefSeq and is a predicted model, not a curated record. The transcript is spliced from 4 exons. Bases 1 to 1662 code for a protein of 553 amino acids. Gene Ontology annotation, molecular function: glucose-6-phosphate isomerase activity; monosaccharide binding; carbohydrate derivative binding.
AUGGCUCCCGCAAAUACGCUUCCCGCCUGGUCUGAGCUCAAUGCUCACCGUGAUACCAUCAGCAAGUCAUUCGUCCUGAAGGAGGCCUUUGCCUCGGACCCAGACCGAUUCAACCGCUUCACUCGCACAUUCAAGGCCCCUGGCACCUCGGUAGAUAUACUCUUCGAUUUCUCCAAGAACUUCCUGACGGACGAGACACUCGACCUCCUCGUCAAGCUUGCCGAGCAGGCCGGCGUCGAGCGCAAGCGCGAUGCCCUCUUCCGCGGCGACAAGGUCAACUUUACCGAGAACCGCGCCGUAUUCCACCCUGCCCUGCGCAAUGUCAGCGGUUGGGAGAUGAAGGUUGACGGUAAGGACGUCAUGGACGUUCCCGGAGGCGUCAACGACGUCCUCAAACACAUGAAAGAGUUUUCCGAGCAAGUUCGCAGCGGCGAAUGGACCGGUUUCACCGGAAAGAAGCUUACUACGAUUAUCAAUAUUGGUAUUGGUGGCUCUGAUCUUGGCCCUGUCAUGGUGACCGAAGCGCUCAAGCACUAUGGCGCCAAGGACAUGACUCUUCACUUUGUGUCCAACAUUGACGGCACUCACAUUACCGAAGCCCUCGCUAAUUCGGACCCUGAGACGACCCUGUUCCUUGUUGCCUCCAAGACGUUCACAACUGCUGAGACUACGACCAAUGCCAACACGGCCAAGACGUGGUUCCUCGAAAAGACGGACAACAAGGGAAGCAUUGCCAAGCAUUUCGUUGCACUGUCGACCAACGAGGCCGAGGUCACCAAGUUUGGCAUUGACAGCAAGAACAUGUUUGGGUUUGAGAGCUGGGUUGGCGGUCGGUACUCUGUCUGGAGUGCCAUUGGCCUGAGCGUUGCUCUGUACGUUGGCUUUGACAACUUUCACAAGUUCCUCAGCGGUGCCCACGCCAUGGACAAGCACUUUAAGGAGACGCCUCUCAAGGAGAAUAUUCCCCUUCUUGGCGGUCUCUUGAGCGUCUGGUACUCUGACUUUUUCCAGGCCCAGACUCACCUGGUUGCUCCUUUCGAUCAGUACCUGCACCGCUUCCCCGCCUAUCUCCAGCAGCUCUCCAUGGAAUCCAACGGCAAGUCGAUUGCUUCAGACGGCUCUGCUGUCAAGUACACGACUGGCCCCAUUCUGUUUGGAGAGCCUUGCACCAAUGCUCAGCACUCGUUCUUCCAGCUUGUCCACCAAGGUACCAAGCUAAUCCCCACCGACUUUAUCCUGGCUGCCCAGUCGCACAACCCUGUCUCCGACAACUUGCACCAGAAGAUGCUUGCCUCCAACUACCUGGCUCAGGCCGAGGCUUUGAUGGUUGGAAAGACGGAUGAGGAGGUGCAGGCUGAGGGCACCGCGGGUGACCUCGUUCCCCACAAGCGCUUCUUGGGCAACCGCCCUACGACUUCGAUCUUGGUGGGCGGCAGCAUUGGCCCUGCAGAGCUGGGUGCCCUGAUUGUGUACUACGAGCACCUGACAUUUACGGAGGGUGCCAUUUGGGAUAUUAACAGCUUUGACCAGUGGGGUGUCGAGCUGGGCAAGGUUUUGGCCAAGAAGAUCCUCAAGGAGAUUGAUGAGUCUGGCAACGGUCAGGGCCACGAUGCCUCCACCGGUGGCUUGCUAAGUGCUUUCAAGAAGUACUCCAAAAUCUAA